Kickxella alabastrina is the source of this 564-nucleotide messenger RNA. RefSeq lists its product as uncharacterized. The transcript has a single exon. NCBI's taxonomy places the organism in Eukaryota, Fungi, Kickxellomycota, Kickxellomycetes, Kickxellales, Kickxellaceae. The coding region runs from base 1 to 564 and encodes 187 amino acids. The record is from RefSeq and is a predicted model, not a curated record.
AUGAACAUUGAUGCCCUCACCGAGCAGCGCAGCCUAAUGGACUCUGCGCACGCCAGCCUCAAGCACAGCACCGACAUGCGCCAAGCCAAAACAAUCCUCGACAGGACAGCGCAGACCCGCGCACAUAGGCAGCAGGUGCUUGACAAGCAGCAGGAGACCCUCCAGCUGCUCUCUCGCCGGCUCCAAGGCGCGCGCGCCCGCGUGGACUCUGCGAAAUCCCAGCGCCAGGCGAAAUCCCACGCCGAGACCAUGCGCGAAAUGCACCUGGAAAAGCAGGCGCUCAGCUUGGCUGUUGAGGCCCAGGCAGCAUUGCGCCAGGAGCUGGGCGAGCGCGUAAGCGGCCUGGAGGCCAAGGAGGUUGAGGGUGCUGAGGAGGUCGGGGAGCCCGAGGACGUGCUUAGGCUGAUGGUGUAUCGCGGCUUGGGCGUGGAACCGAUGGUUGAGGGCGGAAACGUUGCUGCCGUGCGGUGCGUGGGCGAGCAGGUGGGCGCGGCUGUGGUCGGGGUUGAUGCUAGCGCUGAUGCUGGGGCUUUGGCUGCGCAGCUGUGGAGCAUGUGCUCGUAG